Molecule: messenger RNA, 1279 nt
Organism: Drosophila subpulchrella
Lineage: Eukaryota; Metazoa; Arthropoda; Insecta; Diptera; Drosophilidae
Gene: CLS
Product: probable cardiolipin synthase (CMP-forming)
Exons: 5
Coding region: 204-1172 (322 amino acids)
Biological process (GO): cardiolipin biosynthetic process
Cellular component (GO): membrane; mitochondrion
Molecular function (GO): cardiolipin synthase activity
Source: RefSeq, a predicted model, not a curated record
UGUUAUCGGAGCCGACUUGUGUAAUAAAAACAAGACAAAAUUGUGUUAAAAUUUCCGUAAAUGCCGUGGACUUAUUAAUUAGUAAUUGAUAAUUGAACCAGAUUUUGUACUGCACCCAGAAGCAACUGGUGAAAAGGAUCCCCGACAAAUGAGCCCGAAAAGGAGUCUGAACUUGAGACUGGGAUCGGACGUCUAUUAACCCCAUGCUGCCCGCCAUAAUUUUCCGGCAGGUGCAGCGGCCACUGCAUCAUGGAGCCGCCACUUUGGAGCACGUCCUGGGCGUCGGCGGCAGUAGCUUCGUGAACUGCCUGAAUCGCUAUGCCGCCGCCACGGGAUUCAUCCGGAUCUCGUUCCUGGACAUCAAGCGUCGGCGGAACUAUGAGUUGGCCCGCCUCCGGCUUUAUGCCGAUGCCAAGAAGCAGUCGCUCCAUCUGCGCACCCUGCAGGGCCGUCACCUUCUGCAGGGCGUCAUCGAGAGGAAGAACUUCCUGGUCGAUGACAUCCGGGAGGCGAGGCACAAGGUCCAGGAGCGAGUGCGCGAGAAGAUCGACGAGAUCCGCGAGGAGCGGGAGAAUAUCAUGACCAUACCCAACAUGUUGACCAUCAGCCGUGCCGUCCUCUCCCCCUACAUAGGAUAUGUGAUCGUCCAAGGGGAUUUCACACUCGGAAUGAGUCUUCUAGCCUUCGCUGGGGUCACGGAUCUGUUGGAUGGCCAGAUCGCCCGUCGUUGGCCCUCGCAGGCGAGCAAGUUCGGCUCUUUCCUAGACCCCAUGGCCGAUAAGUUGCUGAUGGGCUCGCUGGUCAUCGCUCUGUGCUACACAGAUCUGCUGCCCAUGUGGCUCGCCGGAAUCGUGGUCUUCCGGGAUGUGUUCCUCCUGGGAGCUGGAUUUGUUAUUCGCUACAUAAGUCUGCCACCGCCGAAAACCUUUUCGCGCUAUUUCGAUGCCACCCAUGUUACUGCUCAGCUGGAGCCCACGCUCCUCAGCAAAAUCAACACGGGCGUGCAGUUGGCCACCAUUGGCCUCAGUUUGGGGGCUCCAAUUUGGAACUAUUCGGAUCAUCCCGCCUUGCAGGGCCUUUGGUAUUUAACUGGCCUAACUACGGCUGCCACUGCCGUCAGCUAUUUACUGAAUCGGCGAAAUACAUUUAAGAUUAUCCAGAAAAAGACGUAGGACCGGGCAUUUCCGAUAUACAAAUAUCUGAACACUACAAGGAGUAGUUACUCUCCUUAAGCAAUGAUUAGUAUGUAUUGUGUUUUCUAAAUGACUACCAUCUAAAA